CACCACCAGCCUGAACUGUUGAGACAAGGCAGGUUGGGUCCAUGGAUUCAUGCAGUUGAUGCCAAAUUCUGACCCUACCAUCUGCAUGUUGCAACAGAAAUCAUGAUUCAUCAGAACAGGCAACAUUUUUCCAAUCUUCGGCUGUUCAGUUUUGGUGAGCCUGUGCCCAUUGCAGCCUCAGAUUCCUGUUCUGGGCUGACACGAGUGAAACCCGAUGUGGUUUUCUGCUGUUGUUGCCCAUCCACCUCGAGGUUUGAUGUGCUGUAUGUUCUGACUUGAGAUGCUUUUCUCCUCACCACAGCUGUAGUUAUUUGAGUAACCAUAACCUUUUCAGCUCAAAACCAUCUCUCAUCAACAAGGCUUUGCCACUGGCAGAAUGGCCACUCACUGGAUGUUUUUGUUUCACAAUUCUGUGUAAACUAUAGAGACCAUUGUGGCUGAAAAUCCCAUGAGAUCAGCAGUUUCUGAAAUACUCAAACCAGCUUAUCUGGCACCAACAACCAUGCAACAGUUAAAGACACUGAGAUAACUUUUUUCACUGCAGAUAUUUGAUGUGAACAUUGACUGAAGCUCUUGACCUGUAUCUGCAUGAAUUUAUGCAUUGUGCUGCUGCCACAUGAUUGGCUGAUUGGAUAAUUGCAUGAAUGAACAGGUGUACAGGCAUUCCUAAUAAAGCGGCCAGUGAAUGUAUACAAAAUGUGACAACAGUAUAGUUAUGUCUAAAAAUCUUGCAAAAAUAGUCUUUAAACAAACAAACAAACAAAAAACCAGCAGAUUUGUUGCGCUUGAUACACUCAUAGCAGUGUAACACCUGCUAAGAUGCCACUGUCGUCAGGAUCACUGCUGUGCUGAAAAUGGCCCACAAAUGGCACCCAAAUAGUAAAUGGUCCCUGAUUGUGUGUAACAUAAGCAAUAGUCAGUAAAUUUACAUGUACAAAGUGACCUAUUACGGUAGGUAUACCUGAUAAAAUGGUCAGUAAAGACAUAAGGUAGGUUUAUCUAAUGACGUAACCCUGUGUGUGCGCGCGCGCGGGUGCGUGUAUACUAUCGAUAACUCGGUCUAUCCUCUAGUAAGCCUUACUUUGUGACGUAUUUCCGGCUCCAUAAACGUAAUCCGAAUACGGAGGAAACAGGGUCGGAUUGAUGUUUGAUCAUUACGCCAGUUUAUUUUGUGUCACUUUAAUUUCAUAAUUGCCGUUUGGCACUUUAUUAUUAAACAGUCAACAGUCUUUCUCAAUGUGGGGAGCAAAAAUGUCCAAAAAUUGAUAUUGCUGGCUGCCGGCAAGAAAGUGGCUGUUUGCAGAUCCUGCCAAAACACCCAAAUAUUAGACACAAGUGGACGCAGUUUAUUUUUUCCCAAGAACUUCAGACAUUAACUAACUAUCUGUUCGGCUCAUUUCAGCUCGGGUUACUUUCUCAGCAGCUCCCAGGAUUUUAAAAGUUAUUAUCAAAGGAUGAAGUCAUUCCAACUUUACUGGACCUGACUACAAUCACUCACCAUCUGUGCAGUGCCGUUGCCAUGGAGAUCGCCUGUAAGGAGAGGGCGCGUGCAGUUGGUGCUGAACGACAGCGAGAUGAAAACACAGUUAAUGAACAGAAUGAAUGCACAGUGACCUGGAGUGUACCAAAUCUGGAGGCCUCUAGUGAGGAGGAGGUUGUUUCGGGAGGAUUCAGUGAUGAUCUGUGCUGUGAGUGUGGGAGAAAUGUUGCUUUUCUGGACCACCAGACUGAGCAUUUUAUUAAGCACACAGAUGAAGUGUGUUGUCACUUGUGCCAGAUGAAAUUCUCCCAUAUGAACGCACUGGCUUUGCACCUGAAAAAUGCCCAUCCCAAGUACCAUAUUUUCUGUAAAAGCUGCAACAUGUACAUGGGGCGACAUCCACUAAAGCAGUGGACUGUGGUAACUGACAAGACCCCAGAGACCCCAAAACAGAAACUUCUGGAUGAGGAGGUAGAGGAGGUCAUAAUUGAGAAUGAGGAGGUGGAAAUAAAGUAUGUGAAGGAGGAAGAGGAGGAGGUUGUUGUUGGAAGGAUGGAAGAAACAGAAGAAAACAGCACUACAGAGACUCCAGAGGAUAAUAAGAUGGUCAACAGAAACUUGCAUGAUCAUACCUAUUUCUCCACACAAACAUAUAGUUCUAUCAGGGAAACUACAAAUAAUGUUGUUAUGUACACCAGCAGUGAAAAUGUGCUUGUUUUUAUUAAUAAAACAGACACUAGUAUAUCCCCUAAAGACUUAUGUACUGAAAGUGACCAGCAGGGGACCCCAGUGGAUGAUCAGACGGUGUGUAGAGGCAUACAUGAUCAUACUUACUUUUCCAUUCAAAGCCUUGCAAAUCACAUGCCUCUAGAAAAACAAGUAUCUGCCCAUAACACAUGCAGUUUCUUUUGCAAAACUGCAAACAAUGUUAUAAACUCCAGCACUGAAAACAUACAUGUGUUUAAUAAUAAAGCAGACACUAGGAUAUCCCCUAAGGACCCAGAAAGUACAGAAAGUGACCAGGAUCAGAUACGGAAGCAUGAGUUGGUGUGCAGCGGCUUGCUUGAUCAUACUUACUUCUCCAGACAAAGCCUUGCAAAUCACACUGUUCUCUCAAAAAGAGUACCUUCACCUAACACAUGCAGGUCAAGCACGCACAAAGCCAACAAAGAAAAAUUGUUGAAAAUCCAAACCCACAGAAAUAAUGUCACUAUGACUGAUGAAGAAACCACUCAGCGCUCUAGCGCAGCUGUGUUGGAAGCGUCACAGUUGGAGUAUAAUAUUAAGGUGGAGGAUGACCUUUGUGAAUUUGAACCCAUUCAGGAGGAUGUAGUAAUAGGAGAAUAUGAGGAAAGUAUUCAGAGAAGUGACCAUGAGCACAGUAACUCUUUACCCAUUGAUGACUUGAUAUACACAUCUCAGGAUGAUCUGAACUCAGAUACAAUGUCUUGCACAUCCACAGACAAUAAUGGUGACACUUCGGAGGAAAGUUGUAAAAGUAAAAGUUGGAGUUCUUGUCAGAAACAGAAUUGUGAAAACACUAACCAGAAAUCACUCGGCUCUGUAGAUUAUGUGAAUUCAAAUCCUGCAACCAGUUUAUAUAAAGAUCUACAGAUCUGCACUUGCUGUGGCCUUAGCAAAGUUCUCAACACAGAAAAGUCUAUGGAGCGGUGCACAUGCACACAAUUUACAUGUUCUCUGUGUGGAAUUAUGUUUGGCACUGAAGAAAUGUUACUGAACCAUCAAGCAGAGAAACACCCUUUGGCCAAAUAUAUGUGUGUGAGUUGCCUGCAACUAUUUCCCAACCAGAAUAUUUUCAUACAACACGUUUGUAGCAAGUCCAGGGGGUUCAGUGGAAAAUCAUUAACCCCAUCCAACAGCUCAAACAAUGCAAAAGAGCCAUUGCUCAUGAUUCUGAACUUUGUGCCCUCACCUGCUGCUGUGGAGUCUUCUAAGCAAUCCCCCAGGAGUCAAAGUGUUAACAUUCUUAACACGGCCCAGAAUCUUGGAACUGUGUCAAAUUCAACAUCACAUUCAUUGCCCAACAGUCCAACCACCUCUGCCUCCCAAAAGGUCCCAAUACAAGUCAUGGCCACUAGGUCAUCAAGUUGUGCCCAGAAGAAGAAGGUGACAUGUUUAGUCUUAAAUGGAGACCAAGGACAAGAGACGACUCGCAUUUCUACAGUCACUCAGAAACAAAUUGGACAGGUGCAGGUUUUAAGUCCGUUGCAGGCCAAAGUGCUAUCUCAAACUCCUUCUUCUUCUUCUUCUUCUUCUUCUACUACUACUACUACCACCCAGAUCCUCCUUUCAUCCCAGGGCCAAGGACAAAUGACCCCCAUUUCUACAGUUACUCAGACAAAAAGUGGACAGAUGCAGGAUUUAACUCCAUUGCAGACCAAAUUGGUGACCCACACUCCUACAGGCAGUGCAGACUUGAUGACAAGCAUUGUCUUGCCUCAGCAGGACCCAUCAUUCGAAGUCCACUUACCUCAUCCUUUUCUAUCUCAAGUCUCUAGCUCAAUGUCUAUCCCAUCCCAAACAGGCCAACUACCUGAAUCCAGUGUUCCCUUCUUGGAUGUUUGUAGGUCUUCUCCAUCUAGCCAGAUCCUUCCUUCAUCCCAGGGGCCUUUAAAAAUAGUGGCCAUGUUUGUGAACCAGAGCAAGGAGCUGGCUCUGCAGAAGCGUAUGCGCCAGAGUUGGCGCUCCAAGGCUGUGUUCCCAUGCCGCCAGUGUGGUGCUGUGUCACGCCAGUUCUCAUUGGGUGUGCGCCACCGCUACCAGCACCGCGGGCCACGCCUCCACAGAUGCCAGUGUGGCCGAGCCUUCCAGCAGCGCAUGCACCUGCUCCGCCAUCAGGUUCAGCAUGCCGAGGCCACACGCUAUGUCUGCGCUGCCUGUGGCCAGAUGUUCUGUGGUACACAGCAGCUGGCCUGCCAUAGACCCCUAUUCAGGAUCACACCAUCAAAUAGGAAAAAACAAGCAAAUAAAGAGUGCAGGAACAUGUUUCAGUGCUACUGCGGACAUUCCUUUACGAGACCUGCUGCCUUAUUGUGGCAUAUGUUAAAAAACUCAAAAGCCCGCAAACCACGCUUAAAAGGUUUUAGACUUACUUGAUUUUGCUGGAUUCUUUACAGUAAAUUACUGUUUAAAUUGAAGUUGCUUAAGUUUCAAAGUGAAAUGGAGUGCUGUCACAUAUGCAGUGAAAGAGUCACUGAAGAUUAGUAGAGUGGUUAGAUUUUUCUGCUGUUAAGUAAAUGGACAGUUGGGCAUCAAAAUCCCUGUGGUGUUGGACUGGAUAAUCAUAUGAGUUAUUGUGGUGAGUCUGAUUAAUGUACACUCAUUACAACAGACCAUUUUAUAUAAAACUGAUGCUUUGUGAAUGUUGUAUUUGCUAUUGGGUUUCAGUUUCUGGGGCAGAAAGUGAUGUCUUUGCCGUCUUUGUUGACAUUAGAUGGGCAUCUGUAUUUUGCCCAGAGAGAAAGUUUUUAAUGUCUUUUCAGAGGUGUAUAUUAGCCCAGUAAUUGAUGCCUUUGGUCAGUCAGUGCUCACUGACCACACCACUACACUCCUAGGAAAAAAAUCUUGAAUCUUUAAGAAUUCUUUGGUUUGUGCCUCGAAAGGAACCCUUAAAGGUUGUAUGUAGAAUCCUACAACAGGGUUCUCCAGUACCCCUUUAGGAAGAAAAUAAGCUUUAACUAUCUAACCUCUGAGGAACCUAUUUUUUUUUCCUGAGUGUGUGUUUGAUAGUGUGACACUAAGUGAAAGCAUGCUAGUGCACCCUAAUCUAGAAAUCAUUUUCAUAUGCAAAAUUUUUAACUUUUAAGUGGCAAAAAUAAUGAGUUGGCAAACUCGUAAGAGUGCAAUGGAUAUAUUUGCCCACCAGAGGGAGCUACUUCCAAAAAGACAUCAAAGUCAGCGUCUCUUGUGGAGAACACUACCUCAGUUUUAAUAAACUUGAAAACAGGAUUUAGUAAUAAAGAGUUUUUCCGUUA
Molecule: messenger RNA, 5475 nt
Organism: Pangasianodon hypophthalmus (striped catfish)
Lineage: Eukaryota; Metazoa; Chordata; Actinopteri; Siluriformes; Pangasiidae
Exons: 3
Coding region: 1520-4597 (1025 amino acids)
Cellular component (GO): nucleus
Source: RefSeq, a predicted model, not a curated record